Lentinula edodes (shiitake mushroom) is the source of this 2277-nucleotide messenger RNA. RefSeq lists its product as uncharacterized. Gene Ontology annotation, molecular function: protein binding. The transcript is spliced from 7 exons. The coding region runs from base 1 to 2277 and encodes 758 amino acids. The record is from RefSeq and is a predicted model, not a curated record. Gene Ontology annotation, cellular component: cytoplasm. Gene Ontology annotation, biological process: cytoskeleton organization; cell surface receptor signaling pathway. Lineage: Eukaryota; Fungi; Basidiomycota; Agaricomycetes; Agaricales; Omphalotaceae.
AUGACUUCUCGACCUUCCCGGUCCGCUAGCAUUCCAAUCCCGAGAAGCUCCGCGUCUACAUCCCCCACUAGGAACAUAGAAUCCGUAAUAUCCAUCCCCUUCAUUACCACAAGCGUCCGACCUCGUCUCCAAAGCUCAGGGUCACAUACCGUCCCCGAUGACCAUCGUGGCGUAGUAGUAGCUCACGGUGUACGUGGAACCACUACUAGUACUUCGGCCCUCAGCACCUCUCCAGUUAGAGCUACUGCAAGGUCAUUUACUCAACCUCUUGGUUCUCAUUUCCGCCCUCCCUCCUCGCGAUCGGCUACUACCUUUGAACCCCGAAUCAUACGCGCAGAAUCAUCGCGCAACAUCGAUCCUUCAUGUCUACCAUCCUCAUCUACUCCUCCUGUACGGACAAGGAGAGCCAGUGCAGCUGGAACCCGAGCGUCCAGCAUGCAACGGAAUCGUUCUACCUCCAUGACACUUUCGGCUCCUAUUUCUUUCACCCGACCUGCAUACCUUGACCAUUCGUCUUUCAAAGAUUUGCUCCAAACAGAAGCCCCUACGACGUUCACAGAGGCUGAAUUUCGCUCCAGAGCCUUGUCCCCAUCAACAGACAGCGAAGACGACAGUAAUGCCAGUCCUCCCCCUAACAAACCUGCUGUGAUUUCCGUCGCCUCUCCCGAUCAAACCAUGAAAUUACCAACACGAUGGAGCCAUGAAUAUCGUCAUCAAUCAUUGAGUUUGUCUGGAAAUGGACGAGAACUCAGUUUUCAAGGCGCUAGUGGUAAUGGAGAUAGAGAUGCCGCCGCCGCACGGUCCAUGCAACCAAUCCCUCCAGCAUGCGGAGUGUAUUAUUAUGAAGUGGAAAUCCACAGUAAAGGCCAAAAGGCGCACAUAAGUGUCGGUUUCGCUGGUCCUGAUGUCAAACUGUCCCGUCUUCCGGGCUGGGAACCAACGUCCUGGGGGUAUCACGGGGAUGAUGGAUGCUCCUUCGCCGCAGAACGAAACGGAACACCUUAUGGUCCUACUUUUGGAUUGGGGGACGUCGUUGGUUGUGGCAUUGACUUUAGCACUAAUCAAGCAUUUUUCACAAAGAAUGGCACUUUCUUAGGGAUCGCUUUUGAGAACGUUGGCAAAGGUAUCGAGAUAUACCCUACCGUCGGUUUGCAGCAUUUAGGAGAGUCCGUCAAAGUCAAUUUCGGACAUGAGGAUUUCCAAUUCGGCAUUGAUUUUUAUGUCCAGCAGCAGCGUCAGAAAACAUGGGCUGCUAUUAUGAGCCGACCACUCGACCCGACUCUGUUUUCUGCCACAGCAACGAACGAUACAACUGGAGAGGAGAUUGCGCCUUCACUGCCAGAAGUAUCCGAGCAACAGUGCAAGCAGACUCUAGACAAGCUUGUGCUUUCCUAUUUGGCGCAUCAUGGAUACAUAAAAACAGCAAGGGCAUUCAAGAAACAAAACCGAGAAGCCGUUGAAGAAAGUCCAGCUUCACCCUCAGUUGAUGACGAUAUCGACAUGGAUGAUGUUCCCGAACCAUCAACUCCUUCUCCCUCGACUAGUGUUCUGGAGGCCGAUAUCGAAUCACGAACUCGGAUAGUGAACUCCGUUCUUUCUGGUAACAUCGAUUCGGCUCUCACAGAGACUAAAGAGCAUUAUCCUGGCGCAUUAGAAGCUGACGAAGGAUUAAUGUUCGUAAAGCUCCGCUGUCGUAGAUUUGUGGAGCUUGUAUUGGAAUCAGCGGAGCUCGAGAAGAAGAUGAAGGCAAUGGCGACCAAAGAGCAGGCUACUGCUCCCGAAAUGGAUGGAUUAGAGGAGGGCGGGAUGGGUAUGGAUGUCGACGACGACGACCUUUUCCCUGGCAGUCCAGUGACUAACGGAAGUAAUGGGGCAGCCGGAGCUAGCUCCGAAAUUCCAUCCCGGCCUCCUUCAGCUAGAGACCAAUAUGAAGCAGCGCUGAAUUCCGCUAUAGCAUACGGUCAAACCUUGGAUAAGGACUUCAAGAGUACACGGAAUCCUGAAAUCAAGCAGAUAUUUACUCGUGCUUUCGCUAUUUUUGCCGUGUUUGAUCCAUUAUCAGCUGGGGGCACAAUUGCGGAAGUUGCGGGACACGAUGCGCGGGUACAGUUGGCCAAUGAUCUGAACCAGGCUAUACUUCGAUCACAAGGUCGUCCAACUCAUCCUGCUCUGGAGAUGAUGUAUCGCCAAACGGCAGUGUGCCUUCUUCAACUUGGUUUGGCUAGAGUGGGAGCGGCAGCUUUUGCUAACAUGCAAAAAGAAUUCCUCAGUGCAUGA